This is a messenger RNA of Penicillium longicatenatum, 438 nucleotides long. RefSeq names its product Oxoglutarate/iron-dependent dioxygenase. The coding region runs from base 1 to 438 and encodes 145 amino acids. The record is from RefSeq and is a predicted model, not a curated record. The transcript has 2 exons. NCBI's taxonomy places the organism in Eukaryota, Fungi, Ascomycota, Eurotiomycetes, Eurotiales, Aspergillaceae.
AUGUCGAAAGAAGGAAACAAGACUUAUCAAUACUUCUAUUUCCGCGGGCACACCUAUCAAGGAAACUUGUCACUUCUGUUUCAGCAGCCUGUCGCAUCUUUAAAGGUGCAGAAAGUAUCUACACGUACUUGCGUGAUCGAUUGCGGUUUACCUCGCCGACGUACUGCCGUUUUCGACGAAGGCUACCUUGAGCCUGCUUUCCGUUGGGUGAUUGCCCCACGCGAGGAUCAAGCUCAUCUUGAACGAAUAGCUUUAUGCUGCGUUAUGCGGCCGUCGGGCAAGCUCCUGUGGAAGGCACUUGACAGUCCCUUCUUGCAAAAAGUCAAUUACAGGGAAAAUACUACUGAGAACGAGACGGAAGUUCUGAACAUAAUUUGUGAUACUGUCCGUGUUCAAUUGGUAACCAGUGCCUCUAUGUGGCGUCAAUCUAUUGCCUGA